Molecule: messenger RNA, 1853 nt
Organism: Microtus ochrogaster (prairie vole)
Lineage: Eukaryota; Metazoa; Chordata; Mammalia; Rodentia; Cricetidae
Gene: Slc10a4
Product: solute carrier family 10 member 4
Biological process (GO): bile acid and bile salt transport
Cellular component (GO): membrane
Molecular function (GO): bile acid:sodium symporter activity
Source: RefSeq, a predicted model, not a curated record
GCUCAGUGCCAGCCGCCGGGCAGCAUGCACACGGGAGCGAGGACCUGCUCGCCGCACCGACGCCACGGGGACGCCUGACCAGACAUAUAGGUGGCGGGGACCGCAGGACCGAGGGAGGAGGCGCAGCCAGGGACAGUCCCCGCAGACCGGGCCUCGGCGACAGCGCCAUGGACGGCCUGGACAACGCCACCCUGCUCCUUGACCCGUCCUCUCUUCUGCCGGACAACUUCACCCUAUCGCCCAACGCCAGCAGCCCGAGCACCGGUACCCUGUCGCCUCUCACUGCCGCCUCCAGCCCCGGCCCCGGGCUCAGCCUCUCUCCGAGUUCGAGCAUGGGUUUCAGCCCCGAGCCGACCCGGACCCCAGAGCCCACGAGCAGCAGCCUCGCAGUCAGCGUGGCGGGCCAUGGCUCCUCCGCCUUCCCCCAACCCUGGGUCCCUCACGAGACUCCGUUCUGGGACACACCGCUCAACCACGGGUUGAACGUGUUCGUGGGAGCCGCCUUGUGCAUCACCAUGCUGGGUCUGGGAUGCACCGUGGACGUGAACCACUUCGGGGCACACGUCCGGCGGCCGGUGGGCGCGCUGCUGGCGGCGCUCUGCCAGUUCGGCUUCCUGCCGCUGCUGGCCUUCUUGCUGGCCCUCGCCUUCAAGCUGGAUGAGGUGGCCGCGGUGGCGGUACUCCUGUGUGGCUGCUGUCCGGGUGGAAAUCUCUCCAACCUUAUGUCCCUGCUGGUGGAUGGUGACAUGAACCUCAGCAUCAUCAUGACCAUUUCCUCCACGCUUCUGGCCCUGGUGUUGAUGCCCCUCUGCCUCUGGAUCUACAGCCGGGCUUGGAUCAAUACCCCUUUGGUGCAGCUGCUCCCGCUAGGGGCAGUCACCCUGACUCUCUGCAGCACGCUCAUUCCUAUUGGGCUGGGCGCCUUCAUUCGGUACAAAUACAAUCGGGUGGCUGACUACAUCGUGAAGGUUUCCCUGUGGUCUCUGCUAGUGACCCUGGUAAUCCUCUUCAUAAUGACUGGCACCAUGUUGGGACCCGAACUGCUGGCAAGUAUCCCGGCAGCUGUUUAUGUGGUCGCCAUUUUUAUGCCCCUGGCAGGCUAUGCCUCGGGCUACGGCUUAGCUACUCUCUUCCACCUUCCCCCCAACUGCAAGAGGACUGUCUGUCUGGAAACCGGAAGUCAGAAUGUGCAGCUCUGUACGGCCAUCCUCAAACUGGCCUUCCCGCCACGCUUCAUAGGAAGUAUGUACAUGUUCCCCCUGCUCUACGCCCUCUUCCAGUCUGCGGAGGCAGGGGUUUUGGUUUUACUAUACAAAAUGUAUGGAACUGAGAUACUGCAUAAGCGAGAUCCCCUGGAUGAAGAUGAGGACACAGAUAUUUCUUACAAGAAACUGAAAGAAGAGGAAAUGGCAGACACCUCCUACGGCACAGUGGGAGCAGAGGACUUAGCAAUGGUGGAAACUACCCAGACCUCCCUCUGAACGUGGAGAGAGGGGCACAGGAGCCUCCAUGUGGCUGAAUUAUCACUUCCUAUUUAUGCCCUGUGGUAGCUCAUAUGGGCCACAUCCAGGAUAAACGAUGGAUUCACAUUCCGUGUAACAGAUUCGAUGGUCCCACUGUAACGUUGUAUCUCAGUAUUAAUCACGUGUUUUUAUAAGUCACCAGUGUCCCAGGAUUGCUUGCACCUGGGUCAGCUAACGCGCACCUCCGCUGGUUAAGUGUGCUGUUUGGUUCUUGCCAUUUUCAGGGCUGUUGCUACAGAUAAGCACUGUAUUAGGAAAAGGGGGCCGGAAAUGUGGAUGUCUGCUGCAUAUAUGAGUAAAAGUGUAAAACAAAAACAUGUGUUUGCUCAA